Ananas comosus (pineapple) is the source of this 2715-nucleotide messenger RNA. RefSeq names its product transmembrane protein 184B. Gene Ontology annotation, molecular function: transporter activity. Gene Ontology annotation, biological process: transport. The record is from RefSeq and is a predicted model, not a curated record. The coding region runs from base 1270 to 2382 and encodes 370 amino acids. The transcript has 6 exons. NCBI's taxonomy places the organism in Eukaryota, Viridiplantae, Streptophyta, Magnoliopsida, Poales, Bromeliaceae.
UUUUUAAAUUUUAAGCUUUCUGGUUUGUGGUAAAUAAUAAGUCAAAACAUACCAUGAGAAAUCUUGAAAUUACAAAUACAUCUUUGUGAGCCAACCUUACCGUUCAGAUAUUGUAAGCAGAAUGGUUGGAAUUCUAAACUAAUUGGUUCCUUUUAUGAGUCAAUAUUAUGAUACAAAUUAUGACAUGCAAAAUAUUAAACUCUUGUCUUAUUGGUUGGAUGUGAAUGCUGCACCGACACUUUGUUCAUGGGGGCAUUUUGGUAAUGGAUUGCUAAAUGCUAAGGCAGUGCAGCUUUGUACUUUGUAAAUAAGGGUGGUGUAUGUGUCGUGUCAGGCCAGUAGAGGGGUCAAAACAAGAACUUUACGCUCUGUCUAGUAGAAUGGGAUGAGAGCCACAAUCGUAUAAAAAAAAAAGAAAAAAAAAAAAAGAAGUUCAGCUGGCAGACUAGUUUUAGGGCUAUACAUAUUCCUCUUUCUCACUCUUUUGGUUGGUAUAAUUUCCUUCAGAGGAUAAUAAUAAAUUGGAUGAAAAGAAAUACAAAAUGUGAGCAUUUAUGUUAAUUCUAUUGCCACUAUCCUUUUCUUUUUGGACAUCUCAUCCAGCAAAAUGAUCCUUUGGUCAGCCAGCAGUUGAAUCUGCUGUUGUGAUGUCUCGUUCGAUGUUUUUGCACUCAUAUUGCUCUCUGAAUCGUCUAGCUAGUUUUCGUAAUAAAAAAAGCUUAGUUUGCUAAUGUGGUGGCUAAAAGCUCCAUUGUUAUACUUUAGAAGGCUCAAAAAAUCUAAAAGCGCUUCCAAUCUUCCCUUUUGGAAUACUAUAAAAUCGGAGGAGGGAAGAAUGGAAGCUUUUUUACAUUUGUUGGGCCUUCCAAAGUGUGAAAAUGGUACUUCUAGCCACAACAUUAUCAAACAAGGCUUUAGUAGGUAAUCAAUUCUUUUUAGAUCUUACUUUAUGCUCAUGGUUACAUUUUGCAUUUUUCUCUUUCCUGUUGUUGCUUCUACCUGAUGCAGUCUCAAGGGAAGUAGGGCGUUAAAGGGGAAAUAUGAAAAAAGGACAAAGUUUAAACAAUAGCUGUUGUUUGCAAUCGGCUAAUCAGAUUAAUGUUUUGUUUAUUAUCAUGUUUUCCUGUCUGUACCAAUUAUCCAAUUUCCUGUUCAUUUCCUAAGUAGAAAGUAUCAGAAUCAGCUGGGAGAUUAUUAAAGUAAGGGAUGGCUAAGUUAAACAUGCAUGGAGACGUGGUGGAGGACUCAUGAAAUAGUUGUUUGAAUUGAAUGGUUUACGCUGUGAUGUCUUUUUUGGCCCUUGUUCUACGCGAUAGCUCAAUAUACUUCGAUUCAAUCCGAGAAGUCUAUGAUGCUUGGGUCAUCUAUAAUUUCCUUUCACUCUGCUUGGCAUGGGUGGGAGGUCCUGGUGCUGUAGUAUCAAAUUUGACUGGUCGAGUUCUGAAGCCAUCCUGGUUACUGAUGACUUGCUGUUUUCCAGCUAUUCCUCUUGACGGGCGUUUUAUACGGAGGUGCAAGCAAGGUUGUUUACAGUUUGUUAUUCUUAAGCCUAUUCUGGUUGUCAUUACCUUCAUACUCUAUGCAAAGGGAAAAUAUGAAGACGGGAACUUCAGUGUCAACCAAGCCUAUUUGUAUAUCACAAUCAUCUACACUGUCUCAUAUUCAACGGCAUUGUAUGCUCUUGCCCUGUUCUAUGUGGCAUGCAGAGAUCUACUUCUGCCAUUCAACCCAGUCCCAAAAUUUAUUAUGAUUAAAUCAGUUGUUUUCCUCACAUAUUGGCAGGGCGUGCUGGUUUUUCUUGCUGCCAAGUCUGGCUUUAUAAAGAAUGCUGAAGAAGCUGCUGAUUUUCAGAACUUUGUGUUAUGCAUUGAAAUGCUUGUAGCGGCUGUAGGACAUCUGUAUGCCUUCCCCUAUAAGGAGUAUGCAGGGGCCAAUAUUGGUGCAUCUGGUGGUUUUAGGGGAAGCCUUGCCCAUGCUUUGAAGUUUAACGACUUCUACCACGACACAGUUCACCAGUUUGCCCCUACUUAUCAUGAUUAUGUACUCUACAAUAACACCGAGAGUGAUGAUGGUGCAAGAAAGUAUAGAUCACGCACAUUCGUGCCCACUGGGCAGGAGAUGGAUUCGGUGCGGAAGAAUAAGAACAUGUAUGGCGGCAAGAUUAAUGACAUACAGUUGUCUAGCAUGCCCACCUCAGGUACAAAUAGUCCAAUGACAUCGAGCUCCUUGAUCAAUCAGGCAGACUUGGAAGCUAUCAAGUCCUCUUUGCUCAAGGAAAGUGCUACUGCUGUACAACCAUAUGAUCUUUCCCUCUUGAUUGAUGCGGAUCUAUCUAAUUACCCUGCUGAGGUUCCCGCAGUUGAUGACUCAAGCAAACAAUGAUCUUUGGUGAUGAUGCUGAUUUCCUUGAGCAGAAACGUUGUGUUGGAGUGAUUAGAGAAGCGGUGAAAUCAUUUACUUGUCCUAUUGAAAUGUUUGAUGCUUAAUUGUUCUGGAAGAUGUUGAGUCACGCUGGUGUAUAUUCGUGUUUAUUUGCUUCUUAUUAAUUUCUUCCUAGUUUUAGCCAGGUUUAGUGAAUUUACUUGUGUGCCUGCCUCAUCUGUCUCUCUUGUUUCUAAAUUACUGUUUUUUGCUUUCCCCUGUUUUGAGUUUUGAAGGGACUAGUUUAUGUCUGCUGCUUAUACUAUAUGGUGUUAUUUGCAUGAUUUUCUCUCA